Molecule: messenger RNA, 1793 nt
Organism: Dioscorea cayenensis subsp. rotundata (Guinea yam)
Lineage: Eukaryota; Viridiplantae; Streptophyta; Magnoliopsida; Dioscoreales; Dioscoreaceae
Product: 2-(3-amino-3-carboxypropyl)histidine synthase subunit 2
Biological process (GO): protein histidyl modification to diphthamide
Molecular function (GO): 2-(3-amino-3-carboxypropyl)histidine synthase activity
Source: RefSeq, a predicted model, not a curated record
GGGUUCUUAAGAAGCUCGUUCAUGCCUCUCCUCUCGACCUCCUCGCUUUGAUUUCAUGGAUUUUCAAUGGAGCUACGAGAUCCCUCGCACCGUUGAGUUCAUCCGAAGUCGAGGUUUCUCCCGUGUUGCCCUCCAGUUUCCGGAUGAGCUUCUCAAGGACUCCAUGGGAGUGGCGAGGGCGCUGAGGCAUGAGCUUGGAAAAGGUGUGAGGUUGUAUGUGAUGGCGGACACGGCUUAUGGUAGCUGCUGCGUCGACGAGGUUGGGGCUUCCCACGUUGAUGCUGAAUGCGUUGUUCAUUACGGCCAUGCCUGCAUGAGCCCAACUUCGACUUUACCAGCACUAUUUAUUUUUGGCAAAGCCUUCAUCAAUGUAAACGCUUGUGCUGAAUCAUUACUUCAGUGUCUAUCAGUCAGCAACAAGCCUGUUCUGGUGCUAUAUGGCCUGGAAUAUGCACAUGCUCUGCAGGACCUCAAAUCAGUUAUGUCUAGAUUAUUGUCUUCAAGGGGGUCCAAUCAAAUGCUCUACUAUUCUGAGGUUGCUCAUUCAAGCAUAAAUCCAUCUGGAUAUCAUAUUAAGGACAUAAAGCUGCCUGAAUCUCAUGAAGAUGCCAUUACUGAUGGUGAGAUCAUCAAGAAUGGAGAAAGUGAAGUGAGCAAUAAACUGGAAUCUGGUACUAAAUAUAGUCUUGGAGGGCUGACUUGGACUACACAAUCAGAGCACAAGAUGGAGGACCAUUUAUUGUUCUGGAUUGGGUCAGACAACUCAGCUUUUGCAAAUAUGGUGCUCACAUUUAACACCUAUGAAAUAGUUAGGUAUGAUGCUGAGGAAGGUAAGCUGCUAAAUGACUUCUCUCAACAGACAAGGAUUCUUAAACGAAGGUACUUCCUUGUGGAGAAGGCGAAGGAUGCAAAUAUUGUUGGCAUCAUAGCUGGAACCUUGGGUGUUGCUGGUUAUCUUCAUAUAAUUCAGCAAAUGAAAGAACUUAUUGAGAAGGCUGGGAAGAAGUGCUAUACAAUAGUUAUGGGAAGACCAAACCCAGCCAAACUUGCUAACUUUCCAGAGUGUGAUGUUUUUGUGUAUGUCUCUUGUGCCCAAACCGCUCUUUUGGAUAGCAAAGAAUUUCUUGCUCCAGUCAUCACCCCUUUUGAAGCUGUAUUAGCUUUCAGUAGAGGAAGACAAUGGACUGGAGAAUACAUAUUGGAAUUUCAGAAUUUGAUAGCUUCUGAUGCAACUGAAAUUGUUGAUGACAAUGAAGGUGCUCGUUUUUCUUUUCUUAAAGGCUGCUAUGUGGAAGAUCUUCAGCCUCAAGAAAACAAUGGGGAUCAAAAGGAAAUGUCCCUGGCCCUGGCAGAGCUGACAGAGAAGGCUCUGAAUGUGAGAAACCAGUGCACAGACUCGGUUUUGUUCAAAGGAACAGCAAGGUCAGGUGCAGAAUACUUGGCGGCGCGAUCCUAUCAAGGUCUCAAUAUGCAGUAUGAGAAUGCUCCACUCCAAUCUUAUGUUGUAGGUCGAACCGGUCGUGCAUCUGGUUAUGACGAUGAAAUCGAAUAAGUACUCCUUCCAUUAUUUUGCUUGCUAUUUUCUUCAGAUUACUUGUAGUGGAAUUUGUAAAUUCCUCUGUUGAGGUUCACAAGUUUGUUUAUUUAUCUGAAAAUGAAGAUGCAUGAGGAAAGCAUUUGUUAAGAAACCUUUUAAGAAUUCUUGUACUGAUGAGUUAAAGGGUUUUUUAGUUUGUUGUCCUUUGUCCUUCAUCUGCGAUGAAGAGGAAUGGAGCUUUUGGUUACCUAUGAAA